AAAAGUUUUUAAAUUAAGUACCCGCCAUCACUUUGCUUUCCAAAACAAUACAUUAUUCGGAGAGAUAAUUGACCUUAUAUGGUCAUGUGCCCAAGAUCAGUGCUGCUUUCAUGAUCGAAACACACAAACACUCAAAGUUUGAACGUCCACAUAUUAACAUGGUCAAAGUAUCUGUUUGCUUUCUCAUACAAGGGUUUCUACUGUUGCUGUCAUUUGGGCAUGCCUAUGUAAAAUCCAAUGAAAAAUGCACCAUGCUCAAUGAGUGUGCCCAGUUUCAAGGCCGGACGUGGACGAUUAAUAUUUUGAAAUCAAUAAUAAAUAAAAUAUGUUAUAUCAAUUCCGGACAGAUAUCUGUAGGAAAAAGGAUCUACGUAUACUGUCAAAGGCAAGAGAUUUAUAAUCCUUGCCAAUUCGAUGAGAUAUGUAAAAGUCAAUAUAGCUGCCCUUCUUUGGGGCGUCUUCGGGGAACACAAAAAUGGAAAAAAAUAUUAGCGAGCAGGCAAUGCGGCCCUCAUGCUUACUGCUGUCCAAGGCAGGAAUUUCAAGAUUGUCCAGCCGAUGAAAAAUGCACCCGACGGGACAAGUGUCUUCGUAUCCAUAAUACUACGUUGGAAGAUGGGGCCCAUUUACUGGUCAACAGACAGUGUGCCGUCGAUACCGGAGCAGCAGCUUCGGAUAAGCGGCACUACACCUGCUGCCCGGAACCAGGUAACGUUCUACCAAAGUCCUGUGGACAAGCUCCGGCUUCUUACCGAAUGGCAUAUGGCACAGUGGCGAGGCCCAAUAAAUAUCCUUGGAUGGCCAUGCUUAUUUACGAGAAUCGCAGACUGGAGACCUUGACCAACAACUGUAGUGGCUCCCUGAUCAACAAACGCUACGUCCUGACCGCUGCGCACUGUGUGGUCAAGCCUAUUAGUGUGCACCCAGACUUGGUGCUCAGGCGAGUGCGGCUGGGCGAGCAUGACAUCACCACCAAUCCAGACUGCGACCUUAGAGGAAACUGCGCCGCCCCCUUUGUGGAGAUCGGCAUCGAGUAUUUCAAUGUCCAUGAACAAUUUUCCAACACCUCGAGCUUAGAAAGCGAUAUCGCCUUGGUGCGUCUUCAAACGCCAGUUCGAUAUACCCGAGAAAUUCGACCGAUUUGUGUGCCGAGAGAUCCCAUCCCCUUGCAAAAAUCCCGAUUGGAAAUCGCCGGUUGGGGGGCCACGAGCCACGGAACAUUUAGUCAGGUGUUGUUGCGCAACACCGUUUUUGAAAACAAGUAUUACUGCCAAAACAUGAUGCCGUUCUUCCGCAAUGAAUCACAAAUCUGUGCUGUUGGCCUCAAUGGAGAAGACUCCUGUAAGGGCGAUUCCGGAGGUCCCUUGAUGAUAACCCUUAAUAUUCAAUACCGGGAGCACGUAUAUCUGGCCGGUAUCAUUUCAUAUGGAAGUGAGAAUUGUGGAGAUAAAAAACCAGGUGUUUACACAAAGACUGGAGCAUUUUUCUCAUGGAUAAAGGCAAAUUUGAAGCCUUGACGGAAACUCGAAAGAUAAAUGUUUAUAAAAUGUAGACAAGUGUAUGGAAAAUUCAAACAAGGAGGCAGUGAAAUCAA
This is a messenger RNA of Drosophila mauritiana, 1594 nucleotides long. RefSeq names its product spaetzle-processing enzyme. Bases 111 to 1517 code for a protein of 468 amino acids. Gene Ontology annotation, molecular function: serine-type endopeptidase activity. Lineage: Eukaryota; Metazoa; Arthropoda; Insecta; Diptera; Drosophilidae. The transcript has 6 exons. The record is from RefSeq and is a predicted model, not a curated record. Gene Ontology annotation, biological process: proteolysis.